Molecule: messenger RNA, 1062 nt
Organism: Brugia malayi
Lineage: Eukaryota; Metazoa; Nematoda; Chromadorea; Rhabditida; Onchocercidae
Exons: 9
Coding region: 1-1062 (353 amino acids)
Cellular component (GO): cytoplasm; membrane
Molecular function (GO): scavenger receptor activity
Source: RefSeq, a predicted model, not a curated record
AUGUCAUGUCCUUCGUGUCGCGACAAUCCGGAAUUGAUACUUCCUAAUGUCGCAGCAUUGGGAGCGAUAACAACAAUGAUUGAAGAGAAAGAAUGCGGUCCAACUUGUCGCUUAAUAAUUGACAUCGGUUUGCUUCUUAUGGGCGAAUAUCCUUUUCGAAGACUAAAACCAUUGAAUGUUACAUUUUAUGGAUACAACGAUGCAUUGCUUUCGCUCACAAAUUCACCCAUUUUCAAAUAUUUUGGUGACAAAUUUAACAAUGGUAAACCAAUUAUUCCACUCAAAAUUCCUCAUUUAAAAAAUUUGGCAUUAUUUUACAGACUUAAUAAUUCGAAUGAUGAAGAUUAUAUUAUUGAAACGGGUAAGAAAGAUAUUAAUUCAAUUGGUGCAAUUCAAAAUUGGGCUGGAUCCAAUCAUUUACAAUUAUCAUGGUGGCAAACUAGGCAAGCUCGAAUGAUCAAUGGAACUGAUACCGGAAGUUUUGCACCGUUUCAUUUAACGUCCAGUAGUAUUCUUCCAUUUUUCAGCUCAUUUUUGUGUCGAUCAUUUGUCGCAGAAUUUUCUAAACAUUCCACUUAUAAAAAAAUGAAAAGUGUAGAAUUUACGGUUCCACAAGAUGAAUUUGAUACAAUUAGUAAUGAACGUAUCGGUUUCCGAUAUCGUAAUCUUGAACAAAUCAAAUAUUUUCCGGAAUGGAAUCCAUGCUCAAAAAUGACAAGAAGUAAUAACUUUACUCCAUGUUCAAAUAUAAGUAUUAAUUGUUUAUUAGAGCAAAAUUUAUGUCAUCACUGUUGCAAAGGGAAUUAUGUAGAUGGAACUUACCUAUUACCUCCCGGAAUGUUCCCGCUUGUCUGUUUCCCGGGCAAAAAUGAGACAUUACCAAUGUCAGCAAUCAUAUCACCACCUUAUUUUUCUUACUCUCCAAAAGAAGUUAUUAAUUCGGUAAUUGGAUUUCCACAAUUCAAUGUUAAACCGUCAACAUUUACAUUUACUCGAGAACCGGAUUGCAACUCGAUUGCCAAAUUUGAUGACACCAAUGAUUUUAAUUCGAGUGCACGGUGA